UCUCAGAGAUGGAGUCAAUGGCAGCAAGAACACUUCUUCCUGACCCAGCCAAUGAAUUUGAUAGGAACGUUCCACGUAUCUGUGGUGUCUGUGGAGACAAAGCUACUGGCUUUCAUUUCAAUGCCAUGACGUGUGAAGGCUGCAAAGGAUUUUUUAGGAGGAGCAUGAAAAGAAAAGCAAUGUUCACGUGUCCAUUCAACAGCGACUGCAAAAUCACCAAAGAUAACCGGCGGCAUUGCCAAGCCUGCCGGCUGAAGCGUUGUGUGGACAUAGGCAUGAUGAAAGAAUUCAUUCUGACAGAUGAGGAGGUCCAGAGGAAGAGAGAGAUGAUAACGAAGCGGAAGGAGGAGGAGGCUCUUAAAGAGAGCAUGAAGCCCAAAUUAUCAGAGGAGCAGCAGAAAGUCAUUGACAUUCUUCUCGAGGCCCAUCGCAAAACUUAUGACCCAACCUACUCUGACUUCACCCAGUUCCGACCUCCGGUGAGAGCCAACUCAAGCAAAAGAAUAACUAGAUCGUCGUCGGUGCUAACUCAUGGCUCCUCAUCAGAAGACUCCUCAGAUACCUUCAACUGUUCUCCAGAGUCUGUAGAGCAUAGAAUGUUCUCCAACAUGGCACUGAAUGAGGACUCUGACGAAAGCCCUCCCAUGGACAUUAACCUCUCGCACCUCUCCAUGCUACCUCACCUGGCUGACCUUGUCAGCUACAGCAUUCAGAAAGUGAUUUGCUUUGCAAAAAUGAUCCCAGGGUUCAGGGAACUGACGGCAGAGGACCAGAUUGCCUUAUUGAAGUCCAGCGCCAUUGAAAUCAUUAUGCUUCGUUCAAACCAGUCGUUUUCCUUGGAGGAUAUGGCAUGGUCAUGUGGAGGCAAUGAAUUCAAGUACCAAAUCAAUGACGUUACCCAAGCUGGUCUCAGCCUGGAACUGCUAGAACCACUUGUGAAAUUUCAGAUUGGCUUAAAGAAGUUGAACCUUCAUGAAGAGGAGCAUGUGCUCCUGAUGGGCAUCUGCAUCCUUUCCCCUGACCGCCCUGGCGUGCAGGACACUUCUCUGGUGGAGUCCCUCCAAGACCGCCUUUCCGAAGUCCUGCAGACCUACAUUCUGUGCAAACACCCUCCCCCGGGCAACCGCUUACUCUAUGCCAAGAUGAUCCAGAAGCUGGCAGACCUGCGGAGCCUGAAUGAGGAGCAUUCCAAACAGUACCACUGCCUUUCCUUCAAGCCAGAGCACAGCAUGCAGCUCACCCCGCUGGUCCUUGAGGUUUUUGGCAAUGAACUCUCCUGA
Messenger RNA from Emys orbicularis (European pond turtle), 1280 nucleotides. RefSeq names its product vitamin D receptor (gene VDR). The transcript has 8 exons. The record is from RefSeq and is a predicted model, not a curated record. Gene Ontology annotation, cellular component: nucleus. Lineage: Eukaryota; Metazoa; Chordata; Testudines; Emydidae. Bases 9 to 1280 code for a protein of 423 amino acids. Gene Ontology annotation, molecular function: zinc ion binding; nuclear receptor activity; vitamin D response element binding. Gene Ontology annotation, biological process: multicellular organism development; cell differentiation; negative regulation of transcription by RNA polymerase II.